This is a messenger RNA of Pecten maximus, 2825 nucleotides long. Its product is annotated as alpha-(1,3)-fucosyltransferase C-like. The transcript has 2 exons. Gene Ontology annotation, cellular component: membrane. The record is from RefSeq and is a predicted model, not a curated record. Bases 107 to 1333 code for a protein of 408 amino acids. Lineage: Eukaryota; Metazoa; Mollusca; Bivalvia; Pectinida; Pectinidae. Gene Ontology annotation, molecular function: alpha-(1->3)-fucosyltransferase activity.
AUAUCGAUGGACGAGGGACGAAUCAGUUUUCUCUAGUUGACAGCGAUAGAGAUGUGCCGUUUAUCUGGACAGAAGCUCAUAUUCUUCGAAAAAAAUAAAUAAAACAAUGGGUAUCAAGAGCUACAGACUAAGAGCUGUUUAUGUUGCCUCUGGCAUCAUCGGGAUAUUUCUUUUACAUUAUCUUAAAAACUCCAUUGCGUCUUGGGAAUCAUUGCCUGCAUUUCAUCAGCAAUACAGUAAGUCAACGAGCAAUAUGACAUUUUCUCUCAAUGCUUCGGUCAACAAGAUAGGAAAACAAAUGAAAAAUAUUCAUUUCUAUAAUCCCCGGUUUUUUCAUGCGUUUGGUGAUUGGAUUUUAGACACCUGGGGAACAGCUAAGAAAUUUGAAGGUUGUCCUGUAUCUGAUUGUAUUGUAACCAAGGGAAAUAUCGCAAUAGACAAAAUAGAUGCCAUUAUAUUUAAGCCAAGAGACAUGGGCAAAUGCCCGUCAAGCAAACCGCCCGGACAAGUGUGGAUAUUUGCUGAAUUCGAGAGCCCUAGCUAUUAUUUUAAAACGAAAUGUUUUUAUGAUCUAAAGAACAAAGUGAAUUGGACAAUGACAUAUCGGCGAGAUGCAGACUUUACUCUUGAGCAUGGCUACUUCAGAAAAGGAAAUAAACCCAAAUACAGCAACAAGGACCUGGACGAAAUUUUUGCAAUGAAAAACAAGACGGCAGUGGUUUUCAUUAGCCAUUGUCCAUUAAAAAGUGAAAGAUUAAAAUUUGUCAAACUCCUGCAGUCCCAUGGUAUACAAGUUGACGUCUUUGGCUCAUGUGGAACAAUAUUGAAAGAGUGUGGUAAUAAACUUCGCUACCAAGCAUGUUUCAACAUAUCAGGGAUUCUUAAACCUGAUUGUUUCAUUUAUGUUCUACCACAAUAUAAGUUUUUCCUUUCGUUUGAAAAUUCUCUUUGUUUGGAUUACACGACAGAAAAAUCUCUACAUCGCGUUAUGCAACAUCCGAUCAUACCAGUAAUACGCGAUGGCAGUAACACAUCCAUGUUACAUCCCCCUCAGUCCUACAUAAACACAGACGAUUACAAAUCUGUUAAAGAGCUUGCUGAGCAUAUGAAGAUGUUGGUUGACAACAAGACAGCUUACUUGGGAUAUUUCAAAUGGAAACAGCAUUACUAUUCGGAGGAUAUGUACUUGGAAUGGAACGCAACAUUUUGCAGGAUAUGUGAAAGACUUCACAAUCCGGAAAAUUAUAGACGCAUUUAUGGUAACAUUGCAGCUUGGCACAUUUCACCAAGAGGGAAAAAUGCGUGUUACGAUGUUACAGAUCUCAAGUCAUGACAUUAACAUGUAAAACACGUGUUCUGUAAUACAAAGAAUAACAACCCGUAGCAUCAACAUGAAAACACGUAUGUUAUAUAUAAUACAAAGGAUAUCAACCUGUAGCAUCAUCAUGCGAAACACGUGUGUUACACAAAGGAUAUCAACACGUAACAUCACCAUUGAAUACACGUGUGUUAUAAUACAAAGGAUGUUCACCUAUAACAUCAACGUCAUUUAUGUUUGCCCUCCGUAUACAUUGCCCGCUAAACAAUGUGUAAGGGCAAUACAGAAAAGUAUUGGAAGACAAGCAUUUCAAUCAUAUUACCGUUCUCAACAUCAGGUUGAUCAUAGACUGGAUUCACAAUCCUGAAAAUUAUAGACGCAUUUAUGGUAACAUUGCAGCUUGGCACAUCAUUUCACCAAGAGGAAAAAAUGCGUGUUACAAUCCUACAGGUCUCAACCUUUGACAUCAACGUGCACAACACGUGUGUUAUAAUACAAAAUAUAUCAAACCAUUACAUUUCGAUGUAAAUGAUGUUAGAUUCGAAUACUAAAUAUAUAGUUUUUCCCUUCUCUUAAGGUUCAUGCAUUUACUAUCGUAAGCACAGGGUAAAAAAACCAUCAAUUUCCAUGGGUAAAUUAUAUUAAUCCAUCAUAAAAAAUUGAGGAAAUUGGUAUAUACACGUACAAUGUUAAGAAAAAGGACAUAAUUAAAACCAAUUGGAAUUUUUUAGAAAAGGAAACGUAAUUCACUAUUUAUAAAUUAUUGAAAUAUCUAUCUUUACGACUAAGGAACCCAAUAAUGUAAGUGUAUUGAUGUUUGACUUAUGUAUUAUAUAUCACUUGAUAAUUCACACUUGUAUACCGUUUACUAACUACCCAAUCAUUCUUAUUGGAUUUGGAUAUUUGUAUAACAUGCUGAAACAAUUGUAUAUAUGAUUAAAUAAAAAGCAUAUAUGAGAAAAGAGGUUCAGUUGAAAGCCUAUAAGGCAGACACGGUCGAAAGCUUUUGGAGAUGUCACAAAAGAAUUAGACAUCAUGUUUUUUUGUUUCUAAAGCUAUAAGUAUGCUAUAAUAUAAUUAUUUGAUAAAAUAAGGUGACGAGUUGUUGAAUAAUCAGGUAGAAAACCCGACUGAAGCUUGUUUAGAAGAUUCUGGUUUACAAGGCAAUUAAUGAUAUGUAGUUAAAUGAUGUUUUUUGGCUGUUUUUCGGUAAAGAUAACAACUCUCUAUGUUCGUAUCAGAAAAUUUGUGCUUCAAUUGUAACACAAAAUGACUCAACAAUUGAAAGUACGAGUGUAUUCCGUUCAAUGAUAAAAUAAGUGGAAGUGCAAAUCAAAUUAUAUGUUAUUGGAAAACAUAUUUCCUCGUUGAUUUCUUAAAGUAUUGUUGAUAGAACUGUUUUUUCUCGGAUAUUGACAACUUGAUCCCGGACACGUCAAAAGUCGGUCAAGUUACGGCAAUUUAUGUCGGCAAAUUAAACAUUAGUUCAACAUUGAACCGUAAAAGG